AUGGCGGCCGGGAAGAAGCAGCAGCAGGAAGAGGGCGCGGUGUCUGCCGCGGCGACGGAGCCGCCGAGCGUGGCGCGGCGGCUGUGGCGGGUGGUGCGCGCCGUGCUGUACAUGCUGCGCCGUGGCCUGCCGUCGGGCCGCAAGCUGGCCAUGGACAUCCACCUCCUCCUCCACCGCGGCAAGAUCGCGGCGGGGAAGGCGCUCGGCGACCGCUUCCUCGCCUCCCACCACGGCCACGGCGCCUUCUCCUACGCUUCCGGCGGGGCCAGUGUGGCGGGGCCGUUCUCGUGCGGCGCGCUGGACCCGAGCCUGGCGGUGCACGAGCCCUCGCGCAGGCGGCGCGAGGUCGAGUUCAGCUGCAGCAACACGCCGUCGUCGGCGUCAGGCGGCGGGGGGCUCGGCCUCCUCGGCGCCGCCGCCAGGCGCCGGCGCCGACGCCGGAGCAGCCGCCAGCAGCAGCACCGGGACGAGGCGGAGGCUAGCAACGGGUACCUGAUGCAGUACUACAGCGGCUACGACGCGGCCGAGGUGGCGCGGGUGCUCGAGAUGCUCAGCGACGAGGACGACCGCCGGCUCUUCAGCGACGACGCCGUGCCGGUGCCGGGCGCCUCCUCCUCCGCGACUCCAUCGCCGGCGCUGCGCCUGGCGGCGGCCGCGGGCAGCAGGCAGCAGCAGUCGCGCAUCGCCGCCACCGGGUCGUCGCCGGCGGACGGCGGCGCUGCCCAGGUGGACCGGCGCGCGGACGAGUUCAUCCGGCGGUUCUACGAGCAGCUGCGCGCGCAGAGGAGCGCCGCGUCCACCCCCGACUACUACGGCUACGCGGCCUCCGGGGCCAGCCCGACCCCCUACGGCGCCGCGCGCGCGCCUCGGGCCGUCACCGCCGGCAUCGCGUAG
Messenger RNA from Miscanthus lutarioriparius, 894 nucleotides. The record is from the annotation of a GenBank genome assembly. Lineage: Eukaryota; Viridiplantae; Streptophyta; Magnoliopsida; Poales; Poaceae.